This is a messenger RNA of Brassica oleracea var. oleracea, 372 nucleotides long. RefSeq names its product B3 domain-containing protein At1g43171-like. The transcript has a single exon. The record is from RefSeq and is a predicted model, not a curated record. Gene Ontology annotation, molecular function: DNA binding. Lineage: Eukaryota; Viridiplantae; Streptophyta; Magnoliopsida; Brassicales; Brassicaceae. Bases 25 to 372 code for a protein of 115 amino acids.
UUCUUUUUGUAAGGAUUCAAGAAUAUGAACAAGAUGAUUCUCGAUGAUCCACCAAACCCUGCUAAGAUCAUAUCAAAACAAUUAACAAAGACUGAUCUUGUACGCAAUGUGAAGCUACCGAAAAAACAAACUGAAUCCGUCCUCACUAUGAUGACUGGUGGGACAACUGAGAAUUUGCAAAACGGUAAGGAAGUGAAAGUUCUCGACUAUAUUGAAGGCAAUGAAUACACAGUUGUCCUGAGAUGUACUGAAAAUGGUAAAUACCAUUUUGGAGAUGGUUGGAGUACCAUGAAGCAUUCAUUAAAACUUCAAGAAGGCGAAAUUCUGAGUCUCUACUGGGAUUACAAAAACCAGCAAUUCAUUAUUAUUUAG